This is a messenger RNA of Endocarpon pusillum Z07020, 2928 nucleotides long. RefSeq lists its product as uncharacterized. The coding region runs from base 1 to 2928 and encodes 975 amino acids. Gene Ontology annotation, biological process: transmembrane transport. Lineage: Eukaryota; Fungi; Ascomycota; Eurotiomycetes; Verrucariales; Verrucariaceae. Gene Ontology annotation, molecular function: transmembrane transporter activity. The transcript is spliced from 2 exons. The record is from RefSeq and is a predicted model, not a curated record.
AUGACGGAGCGCUCUGUGAACGCACAAGAAGACCACAGUCCUCCACGACAAUCAAGGCCGAGUUCACAGAGACACCCGCCUCCUGAUGUGCAUGAUGGCACCUUCACGAGGACCCCGCGUCUCUCGGCUGCCUCUGUGUUAACAGCAGGAGUCGAAGCAAGCCCCCGAAGUCCUCGGCGACUAUCUGGUGCCGCGACUGCACGAGAACGGCCCCUUAGUCCCUCGACAACUCCUCAGAAGAAUAGUUCUGCAACUCUGCAGACCGCAAAGGAUGGAACUAGAAGCGUGCUGCAUAUUCAUUCGCCCCCAAGCCAGGUGCAGGCAAGUCCUUCUACAAUCUUCUCCACAACGAUUCAGGAUCUCGAAAGGUUGCUGAAUGAAGCAUUGCACAUUGCUCGAGUCGCCGCCGAUGACCAUGAUGAAGCUGAACUUCCCACGACUGUACCACAGUCUGUUGAUGCCUCGGCACCUCUUCAGAAUCACGAUCUAGCAGCGCAGACUGGGGGUGUGAAGGCUGAUCCUGGAGGACAACCAUCUGUACCAUCACACAAGCUAUUUUCAGUACCACAAGGCAUAACUACUGCUGACGGUUCAAGACAAUUCAACAAGCAAGAUCCUGUCAAGGCAUGUGGCCCUGUCAACCCAGGAAGCCCGGAGUUAGAAUCUUCGAUUGCCAAUCCUCAGGUACCGUACGUCAUGCAACGAGACUGGGCAGAGCCCCUGCGCCGUCGUAAAUCUUUACAAAGGGUUGGAGGGCCUGCAAGACUAUCAGCCCCUACGUCAGCUUCUGUAAGCCUGAAGGAGCCUUUCGACCAUAUUUUGCGUCGCAAAGCAUCGAAACAAGACCUUCCGCGCCAAAAUCGGGUGGCUAAGAAGGCUAGGAGGUCUAUCCAUAUACCGACGCUCCCCCGAUCGACUUCGAGACAUUACAAGCGACUUAAAGGCAGUGAAGAUGAUUUUGAAACCGCAUUGGAGCUUGAAAACAUGUCGAGGCACCAAGAAGAGGCUGCAUCUGUACACGGGGAUCCCAGUCCAAUCAGUGAUGUCGACACAGCCGACCGCUUCAAGGAGAUGUUUGGGCUUGAAUCGAGUUAUGGUAGUAGCCCGCCAGCUGGACCGAAGCACUCACAGCACAUCGAUCUGAAUGGAUGCAGACACGUGGACGUCAAAGGGCUGCACGAUUUCAACGUCCAUCAUACAUGGAAGCAUCAACCAGUUGCUCGUGACUGGGAAAUCUCUCGAAAACGCUUCGCUGCCACCAUUGCUUGCAUUAAUACCUUACUCAUUGGUGUCGUUAUUGGAAUCUACGCUGGAGAAGUGCCGGCUAUACAGUAUAUGAUCGUUGACCUUGGUCAUCUCACAAUCUUGGGCAAUGUAGUCCUGUACAUUGGCCUUGCCAUUCCGACCCUUCUUCUCUGGCCCCUACCUCUGAUGCAUGGAAGGAAGCCAUAUACCAUUAUGGCACUCGCAGUAGCUCUCUGCCUACAAAUUCCGCAGGGCAUUGCAGUCUCGGAUUUCCGUUCUCCACACAUCUCAACCUACCGCAGAGUACUUCUCUUGUCCAGAGCGGUCUCCGGUUUUGCUCUUGGAUUUGUGAACAUCAACUUGCAGGCUACGCUGCUUGAUCUCUUCGGAGCAUCGCUGCAAAGCAGUAACCCACAUCAAGAGAUAGUAGAUCUAUAUGAUGUUCGUCGCCAUGGCGGAGGGAUGGGUUUAUGGCUUGGGUUGUGGUCGUGGUGCUCUGUUGGCUCCAUCAGCAUUGGCUUCUUCAUUGGCACCCUUGUCGUCGACAAUGCAGAUGUAGCAUGGGGUUUCUGGAUAUCUCUCAUGCUCAUGAUGGUAGUCCUCUUGCUCAACGUCAUUGGUCCGGAAGCCCGACGAUCAGCCUAUCGCCGCACAGUUGCAGAGGUGAUGCGUGACGGAGGCCACAUAAAUCGUGUCUCACGCGGCGAGGUCAAGAUGCACUUGAAGUCUGCCGGCCCGUACUGGUGGGGCGAAGAGGUCAAAGCUGGGAUAGAGCUAAGUUGGAAGAUGUUUCGACAACCAGGGUUCGCAGUGUUGGCUGUCUACAUAGGAUGGACUUACUCCCAUUUUACUCUGAUCUUGAUGCUUCUGGGGGCACUAACCUCCAAGCAGUACCGGUACAGACCUGUCCACGUCGGGCUGUGCGUGCUAUCCAUUGGUACUGGGGCCCUGCUAGCGACGCCCUUCCAAAAAGCUUCAUUCUUCAGUCGCGCAAGACGUCAUCGACAGCGAACGGAUAGCAUGACCUUCCAGAAAUCGGUUGUCUGGUCUUCUCAUUUGGUGCGUCGUGUCAUAUUCACCCUGCUCCUACCUUUUGCCGGUGUAGGCUACGCGCUGGCUUCGAGAGGUCCAACAAUCUCUGUAGCCUUGCCGACAGUGUUCGCUGGAUGCGUUGGCUUUCUCUCAAACCUCGCCAUCGCUGAAUGCCAAGGUCUCAUCAUGGAAACAUUUGAUACCUCGGACCUGCAGCCUGGUAUGAUCGGCCGGCCCACUCGCCGCACGACUUCUAGGGAGCGUGAACAGCGCACCAACUUCUCUUGUUACCCUCGUGUGAGUGCUGGAUUUGCGGUCAGUCAGACUCUGAGCUUCUGCUUUGCAGCAAUUGCCACAGGCGUUUGCGGACGAGUGGAGCGGAGACUGGGAGCAAUGCAAGCGACCGGCGUUGUCGCUGGAGUCUUACUGGGCUUGACUUUGCUUUUGACUACGGUUCUUUUCCGCUUCCGGGUGGUCCGAAUGAUUCCAGACCCCCGGCCUACUAUUGAUUACAUGACGAGAACUAGAUCGGGAUGGGAGCCGGUAGUGCUAGGUCGUCCGAGCGGCACGACGCGCAAGAUCAGUAUACUGGAAGCGGGGAAGCUGACGCGAUGGUCAGAGAUUCGCAGGAGGAACAGGUUGACUGGGUGA